AUGAGAGAAUGGGCUCUAAUUUUUAUCAGCGGAAUUUCAUGUCAGUUCACGACUGUAGCUUUUUUUGACGAGUUCACGACAAUCGAUACACCUGAUCUGACAACAACAACUAAUGCGCCAACAACUACUACAACAGGAACAACAACUAGCGUCCCAACGACUACUAUAACUACUACAACAGGAACAACAACUCGCACCUUCGGGGGCACAGAAGUAGCGUUUACAACUGCCGCUUUUUUUGACGAGUUCACGACGAUCGACACACCUGAUCUGACAACUAUUGAGCCAGCAACUCCUUCAACAGGAACAACAACUAGCGUCCCAACAACUACUAUCCCUACUACAACAGAAACAACAACUCGCACCUUUCAAGGCACAGAAGUAGCGUUUACCACUGCCGCUGUUUUUGACGAGUUCACGACAAUCGACACACCUGAUCUGACAACAACUAUUGAGCCAACAACUACUACAACAGGAACAACAACUCGCACCUUCGGAGGCACAGAAGUAGCGUUUACCACUGCCGCUGUUUUUGACGAAUUUACAACAAUGGACAAUCUUGAUACAACAACAACACUAGCAACAACUACUUCUACUGGCCUUGGAUCCACUGUUGGCUUCACUACUGAUGUUGUUCCCGAUGAUGAGUUUACAACAUCUGGCGGCUUAGGAGGCGCGCCUGGAACAACUGAAAUGAUUUACACAACAAUGCUCCCAACAACUACAACAACACAAAUCACAACAACUACUACAGAGCUUCUCACGACGACAACAUCUUCGGCGUCAACUAUCGCAACUGAUACGACUUCAACAACCUUUCCUGAGUUUGACACUGACACAACAACUGCGGUAAAUGGAGAUGCAGGUGCUACUGGAAUCGAUCAAUAUGCACCAGGAGCAAAUGCAGGAGAGCAAGUUUCGAUGAUGCCAUACGGAGAUGAUGAUCAAGCAGUUGCUGGCGCUUAUGGCGAUCCACAUUUCAUGGUCCGAUCAGAGCACGGAGAGCCGAUCUGUUUCGAUUACAACCCUCUUCUUGCUUCUAAUAAUAUGCUUCUGCUUACUGAUCCACGAACAUCCCUUACUGUUCUUGCAAAACCAGAAGAGCGAGGCGAUACUGGACGACUCUUCAUGAGUGAAUUGACCAUCAUGACACCAAAUGCCGUUACUUUGACAAUCAACUCUGCUGGUAUUUUCCUCGACGGAGAAAUCGUUUCAGAAGUCGGGGCAAAGAGUGGAAUCCAUGUCACAUCCGAUUUGACUUUCAGAACAACCUGGGCGAAAGACGGUAAUCACGAGCAUACAAACGUCGAAAUCGAAGACGGUCCAAUUUUCUUGAUCAAAGGAAAUCUCAAGAAGGAAUCGCUUUCCUUUGCGAUUAUGGAUGCUUCUGGAAUCUCAAGAAAAGCAAAGGGAAUUAUCGGAGGUUUUAUUGCGGACGAUUCGUACAUUAUCCACAAGUCUAACGAUACACCCACUCUUGGAGUUGUUCAAGCUGGCAAAAACUAUGCAUCCACUGAGUUGAAGCACUACCAUCGCGAAGAAAAAUGCUGGGUCAUCGAUGAAGAAGACGCCCUUCGAAUGAUCAGCAAAGUUUGA
Molecule: messenger RNA, 1596 nt
Organism: Oikopleura dioica
Lineage: Eukaryota; Metazoa; Chordata; Appendicularia; Copelata; Oikopleuridae
Source: the annotation of a GenBank genome assembly